Molecule: messenger RNA, 7299 nt
Organism: Nycticebus coucang (slow loris)
Lineage: Eukaryota; Metazoa; Chordata; Mammalia; Primates; Lorisidae
Gene: TMEM177
Product: transmembrane protein 177
Exons: 2
Coding region: 102-1037 (311 amino acids)
Source: RefSeq, a predicted model, not a curated record
GAAAGCGCGGGCCCACCGGGCUGGACCGCUUUCUGACUUCCCGCGCGUUCAGACUGCGGAGUAACCUAGGGAGCCUGGGGUUGUCAGCUGUGGCAGCACUCAUGGCUGGUCCCGUGUGGCGUGCUGCAGCAUUUGUGCAAAGACACAGAAAAAGCCUCUUGGUAGGUUCCUGCACAGGCCUAUUUGGGGUUCAGAUUUCAUACUACCUCUUCCCAGAUCCCAUGAUCCAAUGGCUGUACCAAUACUGGCCUUAUGGCCAGCCAGCGCCACUCUCUCCAAAGCUGCAACACCUCUUCCAGGAGGUGCUACAGGACAUAGGCGUGCCCUCGAGCCAUCGCUAUAAGCCCUUCACCACCUUCACCUUCCAGCCUGUAGUUGCAGGCUUCCCAAGACUUCCUGCUGGGGCUGUGGUGGGCAUCCCUGCCAGCUUCCUAGGGGGCCUAGUGACCAACACUGAUCAUCUUGUAGUUGUACACGGGCAGAGAGUAAACUGGCAGAGCCCAGCAGGUGCCCGGCUGAGAGAUGCGCUGACCCUGUCCCAUGAUGCCCAGAAGUUUGCUUUGGCCAGGGAGGUGGUAUACCUGGAAAGCAGUGCAGCUGCCUUGCAGGCCCUGCUGGCCCCAGCUUGCCUGGCAGGGACCUGGGCACUGGGCGUGGGUGCCAAGCAUGCCUUGGGUCUCUAUGGAGGCCCUAUGAGUUUACGGGCUGCCUUCAACUUGGUGGCAGCAGUGGUAGGCUUUGUGGUCUAUGCCUUCUCCAUGGACUCUCUCACUCAUUUCCUGGAAGCAUGGCAGGACCGUCGUACAGCCUCCCUCUCUGCAGCCUACGCCCAGGGCGGAGUAGAGUUCUAUGAGAAGAUUCUGUCAGGCAACCUGGCCCUGCGCAGUCUUUUGGGCAGGGAAGGGGAGAAGCUGUAUGCACCCAGUGGGAACGUCAUCCCCAGACACUGGUUCCGGAUCAAACAUUUACCCUACACCACCCGCCGGGACUCUGUGCUGCAGAUGUGGAGGCUGACACUGAACCCAGGUCGCUCCUGAUACGCUCACCAUGAGGACAGCUCCAGCUUGUGCAAGCACCAUGCUGCCAUUGACUCUGAGGGACUCUCUUGGUGCCUCUGCACCCACAACCCAAGGUCAGAAAAAUCACAGACUUGAGAAUUAAGUACCCCAGAUUCUACUUGACGAAUUCACCACACAUUAGCUCAUUGACUUUGGACAAGUCUCUUAAUGAAUCUGAGCCUUGGUUUCCUGAACUGUAAAGUGAGAAGAUGAUAUAAACUACCUCCAAGGAUUGUAGGGUUAGGUGAAAUCAAGAAUUUGAGGGCCAGGCAGAGAGGGCUGCCAUGAAUAAAUAGGAUGUUCCUCCUUCUUGGCCUUUGAUUGCCACUGGGCCGUGGGAGUCAGGCUACACCUUGCUACCAGAGGUUCUUUCAGUAUGUGAACACUUUUCAUGCAGCAGAGAACCACCCCUCAAUUGCCUGAUGGACCAAUCCCAAUUUUCCUCCCCUGUGGUAAAGGUUAAAAGGUUUAAGAGAGCACUAUGAGAAGUUAAUGGCCUGAGAGGCUAGUUUAAGGUGAGGCCUCUGCCAGGCAUGGUGGCCCAUACCUCUAAUCCUAGCACUCUGGGAGGCAGAGUUGGGAGGAUCACUUGAGGUCAAGAGUUUGAGACCACCUUGAGCAAAGCAAGACUCCCAUCUCUAAUAAAACUAGAAAAAUUAACCGAGUGUUGUGGCAGGUACCUGUAGUCUCAGGUACUGGGGUGAGGGAGCUGAGGCAGGAGGAUCUCUUGAACCCUGGACCUUGAGGUUACUGUGAGCUAGGCUGAAACCAUUGCGCUCUAGCCUGGGCAACAGAGCAAGGACUCUGUCUUAAAAAAAAGAGGUGAGGCCAUAAAGGCGUUGUGUCAUUUGAGGUCUAGCAAAUGUAGAUGCCACUCAGCAGAAACUAACACUGGGUGGAGGGGCAUCAGGAGCCGCGUGGACCUGAGGGGCAGGGAAGUAUUUCCAGAAUCUGUAAAGAAAACUUGUGGUUUGGCAGAGUUGGCUCGAGUUUUGCCUGAAGGUAGGGGAAGGCACACACCACUGCAAAACAGUCCUGCAGGGAGGGAGCCUCCUGGCACAGCCUUAGAGUGAUCAGCCUCCCUGGGCAUUUGACAUGGCCAGGACUUGGAAAGCAGAGGUGGUGAGGUGGGGGUGGGCUUGGCUCUUAGGGGGCAGUGGAGGUGAGCAGUGUACUGGGCCUGGUAUUCCCCUGGAGACCCAUGGGAGGCUUGUUUCCCUUGAGCUCUCUGGUGGUAGUGAGUGAUGCUUGGCCAGGGAGCCAGGCAAGCUGAGCUUCAUGGGCAUCUUUUCAUUGCAGAUUUUUUUCUCUGGGAGAGUUGAAGAAUUCAGGCCUGGCACCAGUGUAACUCAGGGCAAAGGGAUUAGGCCACAUACAGGGAAGGGUGCUCAAUGGUGGCAGGCAGCUCCUGGCAGGAGACCUAGAGAGGAAAGCAAACUAGGGAAGGGACCACAGGAUGCAACGGGUGGCACGCCUUCCUGCUGGGUUGCUCACCGUGGGCUAGAGCUCAGUUGUGUAUGCCAGCCUGUGGAUCCCCACCAUGGACAGGCUGGUUCCUGAGAGUGGCUGAUUCUCUUCUCUUGGAGGUCUCUGCUGCCUAGAUAGUUUUGGGGAUGUGCUUGAUGAGAAUUACAGGUGUGGGGAUGAGGUAGUGACUGCAUGGGCUCUAAGAAAUACUACUUCAAGGGCUCCUUGGGUAUUCACCCAGCUGCUAUACGUCAGGGGCCGCAAGACCAUGUGAGCUCCUCUCAUUCCUGAGCAGCAGGGCGUGGGGCCUGAAUUUGAUGGGCUACACCUUCUCACCCCCCCCCCCCUUUAUCUUCUCAGUACUGCAAGGAGCUGAGGUGGUGGCACAAGGCAUUCCUGUUGGGCUGCUCCAGUGUAGUGGUGUGUCUCUCUACUUCAAGUCACAGACUUUGUCUCUGCUAAUGGGCUGUUACAUACCACCACCCCCAACCAUGUGUGUGCACACCUGCAGGAAGCCUCUCCUCAUUGCACUGUUCUGUGCAAAGCCUGACUCAGGCAUCUCAGAUCCUCCCUCUGAGACCCCUCUUGACAGCUUGGCCUGUAGACCAGCAGCCUUUCUGGGGCCCUGCUGUGGCCCAGCAGUCCCUCUACCUCAAGAGUUUGAGACCACCUUGAGCAAAGCAAGACUCCCAUCUCCAUUUUCUAUAAAAAUAGAAAAAUUAUUAGCCACUGUGGCUGAUCAGCACCCAGCUAUGGUGCUUUCCCUUGCAGUGGCUCUUAGCUCAGUCCCCCUUUCUUCCUCUCCCCUGGGCUUCCUGGCUCUUCUCACAGCUCUUGGAAGUGUAGGUCUGAUUGGGCGGCUUUCUUCCUGCUUAAAACCCUUUAGGGACAUCGCCUUGCUUUCUGGCUAAAGCUCCCAUCUUCCACCCAUGUGGUAUCCCACUUCCUCCAGCUCUGCAGAUCCUAGCCUUAACUACUCUCCCUUCCUUCCGCACGUAGGCCUUGUGUUUGCUGUGUCCUUGUUCUGUGAUGCUGUCUUCUGACCUGCCCUAUACUGAGUUAUUUAGUGCUCCUGCUGCAGGAAUACCCAGGGACCUAAUUCCUUCAGCAUUGUUCCACCUGGGGCCCCUCCUCUAUCCCUUGUCAGAUCCCAGUUUAUGACCUGUCAUGUACCCUAGACCUCUUCCUAGCCCUCCUAACUGGUUAAGUCACAGUGGAGUUAAAGGUUUAGCAUCUUCUCUGCUGUAAAGUAUCUACAGUGUCAGGAUUAUGUGUCUUGUUUACAGCUCUGGACCGAGGCUCUCCAUGGUAUUUUUUAAUAAAUGAACAGGGCUCUAAUCUACAUCACAUACAGACAGCCCCAGCUCCCUAAAAUCUCAAAUUACAGUAAGGCUGGCUAGAUGCCCUGGAUGAAGCCAUUGUGAAGUAUGUCUGACCCUGUCCUGUCUUAACUUGCCAAAGUCAGGGAUCAUCCCAAAUCUGAUUGCCUUCAGUGGGGAAAUCAGGACUCUCUGGGUCACUUCCUGUAGGGCACAGAUUACUGCACAGGGUGCCAGGGACUUGCAAGGCUUUAGGAGGGCUUUGUGACAUCUUGUGCCCCUACACACAGAUUGGGGGCUUGAUACCAGAAAGGUUAAAAAACGUGCUCAAGGGUGGCGCCUGUGGCUCAGUGAGUAGGGUGUUUGGGUUCAAACCCAGACCCCGCCAAACUGCAACAAAAAAAUAGCCGGGCGUUCUGGCGGGCGCCUGUAGUUCCAGCUGCUUGGAAGGCUGAGGCAGGAGAAUCACUUAAGCCCAAGAGUUGAGAGUUAGAGGUUGCUGUGAGCCAUGUGACAUCAUGGCAUUCUACCCGAGGGCGGUACAGUGACACUCUGUCUCUACAAAAAAACAUGUUCAAGGGCUGUGCAGGUGAGCCAGGUGGCAGGAAGUUACUAUGUAAAUGUCACCCUGCGUCUUUCCUUUUCAGAUGCCCACUGUGUGCCACAAUCAUCAGCUCUCUGUCCUGAAUCCCUAGAGAACAUUUUUCUACUGGCUUAGGUCCUGCUUCCCCUCAUCCUGAGUUUGUGGUUCUCUGGGUAAAAAUGUACAACAAUGCCCAGCAUCCCAGAAUAAUCAUGCACAGACCCAGACCAGGCUGACCUACAGAGAGCUAUAGCAACACUGAAAGACCACCCCUUCACGCUGCACGUAUGCGCAUGCACAUCCAGACACAGGAUACAGGGAAGGGAGUCCCAGAGUCAUGGCUCCAGCGUGCACAUCCCUGACUCUGUCUUCACCCUUGGCCACCAUGCAGGACCCCACUUGGAGCUAGACACACACGUGGAACCUGAUCCCCAUGUGUGCAUAGGUCACAGACUGAGUUCCAGAUGGAUGUGCAGGUCCCCACCCAGAGGGCCUACCACCUACCAGGUGCCUUUAUUAUGCACCUGACUCUACACUGCGCUCUUAGAGACAUUUUUUCACUUAUCCCCAAUUGGGGCAUGUAGUUGGUGAUAGUUCAAUUUUAUAGGCAAGGAAAAGAGCACAGAAAAGUGAAGAAAUUUGCCCUAAAUCAUAAAGCUUUAUAAGUGGCAGUAUAAGGAUUUUAAGCUGGCAGUCUGGCUCCAUAUACCAUUCACAAAAUACUAAAUUUAUACUGGCCCGUUUACCCUAAAGUUUCAUACUAUACCAUGAAUUCUACAGGCCUUCUCAUGCUGCUUUAGAGGUAACGUUUCAGGCUCGUUUCAUUAGGAAGAAAUGGUCACUGAGCGGAAAUUCCAAGGAGACCCUUCCAGCUUACUGAAGAGGAGGGGACACCUAGCCUAUCUAGUGCUGAAGUGGGAAUGGGGCAGAGGGCAGGGUGUCACGAAGCUCUAAGAGGCACUAAUGAGGACAAAGGGGCCUUAGGAGGCAGGGAGUAGGGGGGCAGCCAGCCAUGGCUUCAAAUCUUGGCACUACCAUUCUGGCAGAGUGACCUCAAAUAUGUGAUUUCAUACUUCUGGUCCUGAGUUUCCUAUCUAUGAAGUGGGGAUAUUUGUAUGUAUUUUGUAGGAUUGUUUUGACGAAGAAAGAGAAAGUUUGCAAAAUAUGGAGCCUGGUGAGGGUAUAUAGUGGACUUUAAAGGAAGAUUGAUGUCCUAAAUUUUAGUGCUUUUAAAUGGCAUAAAUUGUUCAUUUGGCACUCAAAUGCCAGUAUUUGCUUAGGACUGGAACUAUCCCAGAGAAUUCACUGGUGCCCUAAUACAGCUUUAUUUUAAAGCCUUUCAAAGCUCCAAUUGGGGCAGUUUUCCAGGUUAAUAUCAGUUGGCAUCUUUACGAAAUGACUUAAUACUUUAUGGCAACUGAGAACAGAGGACCCAGGAUGGCUUUAGGGGAGAUGCUGGGCAUUGAAGUGGGAGAUGGUCUUUUACACUUUCUAUACUAGUAAUUUUUAAAUGCUAAAAUAUUGUGUUGAUAAAGUUGUGGUAAUACUGGUAAAACAUGCUCUUGGUGGUAUCUUUGGUGGGCAACCUCUAAGAUGGCCCGCAGUAAUCCCUGGUCCUUGUGUUCUUGGUUUUGGGUAAUAAUCCACUUCACUUGCUCCUCUCGGUUCUGAGCACUAGAAUACAGCAACAUUGAGGGGAAGUCAGUUCUGUGAUUAAGUUACAAAAGACGUUGACUUCAUCUUAGUGGACUGUUGUCUUCUCUUCUUGGUUUUACAUGUCUUAUCUUGAAACAUGUUGCCUUGUCGAAGAGGCCCACUUGGCAAGGAACUAAGAGUAGCCUCUGACCAACAAGUAGUUAAGAGCUGAGGCCCUGUGUCCAACAGGCUAUGAGCAACUGAAUUCUGCCAACACCUCUGUGAGCUUGAAAGAGAAUCUUUCCUGGGUCAAGCUUUCUGAGGUCCUAGCCUCAGCCAACACCUUGAUUGCAGACUAUCAGCUAAACCAUGCCUAGAUUCCAGACCCACAGAAACAGUGAGGCAAUAAAUGUAUGUUGUAGUAAGCCACCAGGUAUUGUAACUUGUUAGGUAGCAGUAGAUAACUAAUAUUUAAUUGACAUAAUGUUUUUAGCAAGCAGUUGACAAAACUUGAUCUAAUCACAAAGCUACCUUUUGAUUAACUUCAAAUCUAGAUUUUUCCUAUGGCUAUAAUCCAACAGAAAUACUUUAUGCCCAAAGAGGUACAUAAGAACAUGAGGUAUAAAUUUAAGAAAUACUAAUUUGAAUUAAGGAAAUGUUGAAUAGCAGUGACUUAAGAAAUUGUGGUACAUCCACUUGUUGAAUAUUGUUGAGCCAUAAAAAAAUCAUUAUGAAGAUUAUGGUAGAAGCAUGAGGAAAUAUUAGUUAUAAAUGUCAAAUUUUUAAAAAUUAUAUGAGAUACUGUCUGCAUGGGGAAGGCAAUAAUGUAAAUGUGAUAAGACUUGGGAGGGAAUUCAUAAAACUGAAAGUAAUUCUGUUAAAUGAUGGAAUUCUGAAUGACCAUCCAAGCCAUAAGGAUUUAUCACUAUAUACCUUUACAGUCAUGCAUUAUUUAACAAUGGGGAUAUGUUCUGAGAAAUGUGAUGUUAGAUGAUUUUGUCGUUGUAUGAACAUCCUAGAGCGUCCUUACACAAACCUAGAUAGUACAGCCCACUACACACCUAGGCUAUGUGGUAUAGCCUAUUGCUCCUAAGCUACAAACCUGCACUGCAUGUGCCGUACUGAAUACUGUAGACAACAAUAACACAAAGUAAGUAUUUGUGUAUCUAAACAUAGAAAAGACCCAGUAAAAAUACACUAUUACAGUCUCAUGGGACCACCAUCAUAUAUGUGGCUA